This is a messenger RNA of Oryzias latipes (Japanese medaka), 1001 nucleotides long. NCBI's taxonomy places the organism in Eukaryota, Metazoa, Chordata, Actinopteri, Beloniformes, Adrianichthyidae. The record is from RefSeq and is a predicted model, not a curated record.
UACAUCACACAUAGCUAUUUGGAAGGGAAAAAACGACACUAUUGUUAUUAUUAUUAAUAUUAUUAUCAUUAAGGAAUGCCUCUGGUGUCAAAUGAACGCAUUAAGGUAUUGAGAUGUCGUUUUGGGUCUACUGUAACUCCUGCUUUCUCUCCGCCGCUGCUGACCGUCAGCUGGCCGUCACCACCUGUGGUCAUGUCAUCUGCAGUGUCUGCUACCAGAAAGGCAAACAAAAAAACUGUUUAAUAUGCAGCAGCCAGUGCCAAAUAUCCCCACUUUCUGACAAAAGCAGCUCUGAAGUGAAGACUUUGUUCUCAGACAUCAACGUCGUGACGACUAAGCACUUGACGGAAAUCAGCAAAGUGAUAUCGUUCCAGUCAAGACACCAGAGAAAGCUGCUGACUCACUACAAGAAAAGAAAUGAAAAACUGGAAGAAACAUUCGUGAAAAUGAAGCAAGAAAUGCAGAACAUGGCAAAGAAGCUGAAUGAACAGAGUGUCUACAUUGCUAAGAUGGAAAAGUCCCUUCAGCAUCAAAGCGCCAUGGCGCCGCCUGUGUCACAGAUGAGCCGCGCCUCCUACUCUGCACACGUGCAAAAACCGGGCGCCGUCUCCAGCAGACCGUCCAGCCAAAACAUGCCGGGCUUCCACAGCAGCCAAUCCCCCUCAGUCAGUCGCUUUCAGGGAGCCCCUUUAACCCCAGAGCUGUCAGCAUUCAACCACAGGUCUGCAUGGACGUCUCCCAUCUUCAAGCCUUCAUCCUCCUUCAGAGGCUCCAUGUCGUCUCUAGUCUGUCCAUCUCCCUGACAAACACUCAGUAACUGUCAGGAGGUUUGCAGAUGUUCAUGAUUUUCCCCCCAUUCUCCGUCUGUGUGUUGGUCCUAAUCUCCCUUUAACGUGUUCAGCUAGACCCCUGAAAUGUAUGGUCAUAGCACUGUCUAUGAAUGUAUUAUACCAGUCCGCAUAUAUUCUGAGAAGAAUUAUUUCUAAUUAAAUGAUUAUUUG